AUGGUCGUGGUGCCCAAGCCUCAGGGGAAGAUACAACUGUGUGUAGACCUAAUACACUUGGAACAAGUGCAUGCGGAGAGACACGUCCUCCCAGCGGUAGACCAUACACUAGCCAUGCUGGCAGGGGCGAAGGUGUUCAUGAAGCUGGAUGCCACCUUUGGCUUCUGGCAAAUCCCAAUGUUAGAGGAGAGCUCACUCCUGACAAAAUUCAUCACCCCAUCUGGGAGAUAUGCAUUCAACCGCCUACCGUUUGGGAUCUCAUCAGCCCCUGAACAUUUCCAGCGUUGCAUGUCACAGAUCCUGGAGGGGUGUGCAGGAGUAGUGUGUCAUGCUGAUGACAUAUUAGUGUAUGGAGAAAACAUGCAGCAAUACAAUGAGAGACUGCAUCAGGUGCUGAAGAGGCUGAAAGAACAAGGACUGAUGCUGAACAAUGAAACAUGUGAGUUCGCCAAGGACAGCAUCAUGUUCGUGGGUCACCAGGUCACAGCAGACGGUGUGACACCAGAUCCAGGCAAGGUCAGAGUUAUCAUGGAGAUGCCUGAACCUACCAGGGUGGAAGGUGUGAGGAGAGUGAUGAGGAUGGUCAACUAUCUGGGCAAGUUUUUACCCCACUUUGCAUCAUACACACACCCGAUCAAAGACCUGCUCAAUUCAUUAUCAAGAGCCCCUGUGAAACAUACAUUCACACAAGCAGAAAAAGACAACGAGACAGAUGUCAAAGUGUUUGUGGAUGCAGUCAUUCAAAGCCUUCCUGCUACAGAAGCAAGAUUGAAAGUGAUUCAAGAGAAUCAGAAAGCCGAUCCCGUCUGUGCAAAACUAAUCAAGUACUGUGAGACUGAUUGGCCUGACAAACAUGCCCUCCCACCAGAGCUGGGGUCAUACUGGCAUAAAAGAGAAAACCUCAUCUUGGCUGGAGAGCUGCUUCUCAGAGGACAGAGAAUUGUGAUUCCUCACUGCAUGAGACAAGAAAUCCUCCACUACCUCCACAGUGGUCACCAAACCCACCUCAAGGUAGCUUCUGCCAACGCUGUCAUUGCCGCUCUGAAGGAGGCAUUCAGCCACCAUGGAAUACCAGAAACAGUCAUGUCUGAUAACGGGCCGCAAUACAGCUGUGCAGUCUUCAAAGACUUCGGCACGGAGUAUGGUUUUACACGUUACCAGCAGAUACGCACCACCAUACCACAGCUCCUGACAUCCUUACGCCCACGUUGGCUGAACAUCCGAGGAUUCAGGAAGUCUGAGAAGCAGGCAAAAGAGAACCAGCAACACCGCUACAACCUGCAUCACAGAGCUCGUCCUUUACCACCACUGCAGUUGGGCCAAAAUGUGUGGCUUCGGAGAGAGAAGAAACAGGGGACUGUCACUCAACAUGCAACAACACCGAAGUCCUACAUUAUACACACAGAUGAAGGACAGAUACUCAACAACGUCAUAAAGAAGGCAAGAGAAAAGGGAAAAUGGAAGGUGCUGGUGGUGGACAAACUGAGCAUGAGGAUGAUAUCCUCGUGCUGUAAGAUGACAGACAUCAUGUCGGAGGGGAUCACCAUUGUGGAGGACAUAACCAAGCGGCGUGAGCCUCUGCCCAGCAUGGAGGCCAUCUACUUGAUCACACCGUCAGAUGAGUCUGUGGAGGGUCUGAUCGAUGACUUCAGGGACCCCAGCACUCCGAGGUACCGAGCGGCUCACGUCUUCUUCACCGACACAAUCCCAGACUUGCUGUUUGGCCUGUUGACCAAAUCACGCGCCUCCAAAGCCAUGAAGGCCUUGACUGAGAUCCAUGUCGCCUUUCUGCCUUAUGAAUCUCAGGUGUUCUCCCUCGAUAAAGUGGAUGCCUUUCAGGACUUCUACAGCCCCUUCAAGGCCGACGUAAAAAACAACAUGUUGGAGCGCUGUGCCGAGCAGAUUGCCACACUGUGCGCCACGCUGAAGGAAUACCCCGGAGUCCGAUACCGAGGGGAGUACAAAGAUUGUGCAGUUUUGGCUCAAAUGCUGCAGGAGAAGUUGGAUGGCUACAAGGCUGAUGACCCCACCAUGGGAGAGGGUCCAGACAAGUCUCGUACUCAGUUGUUGAUCCUGGACCGCGGUUUUGACCCCGUGUCUCCUCUCCUUCACGAGCUCACCUUGCAGGCCAUGGGCUAUGACUUGCUGGGCAUCGAGAAUGAUGUCUACAAGUUUGAGACCAGUGGGAUGGGGGAAGUGAGGAUGAAGGAGGUGUUGCUGGAUGAGGAUGAUGAUCUGUGGUUGACUCUGAGACACAAACACAUUGCCGAGGUGUCAACGGCCGUGACCCGCUCUCUGAAAGAAUUCUCCGCCAGCAAAAAGAUGAACACUGGUGAAAAGACCACCAUGAAGGAACUGUCUCAAAUGCUGAAGAAGAUGCCUCAGUAUCAGAAGGAGCUCAGUAAGUAUUCUACUCACCUCCACCUGGCUGAGGACUGUAUGAAUCGCUACCAGGGAACCGUGGACAAGCUUUGUCGUGUUGAGCAGGACCUGGCAAUGGGUACGGAUGCAGAGGGAGAGAAGAUUAAGGAUCCCAUGAGGUUAAUCGUUCCCAUUCUCCUGGAUGCCAACGUCACCGUUUUUGACAAGAUCCGUAUCAUCCUCCUCUACAUCUUCCUUAAGAACGGUGUGACAGAAGAGAACCUGUGUAAGCUCCUUCAGCAUGCCAAUGUACCACCGGAGGACAGUGACAUCAUCUCCAAUAUGGCCCACAUGGGUGUGCCCAUUAUCUCAGAGGGCAUGGCCAAGAAGCCAAAGAAGCCUGAGCGCAAGGAGAGAAUCAGCGAGCAGACGUACCAGCUCUCCCGGUGGACUCCACUCAUCAAGGAUAUCAUGGAGGAUGCAAUUGAAGAUAAGCUUGAUCCAAAGCAGUACCCAUACAUUUCCCAGCGACAAGUAUCUUCCAAAUCAAGUGCUCCAUCAAGUGCCCGCUAUGGUAACUGGCACAAGAACAAGAGCCCCACGGAGAUGAAGACAGGACCGAGGAUCAUCGUCUUCAUCAUUGGAGGAAUGACCCACAGUGAAAUGCGCUGUGUUUAUGAAGUCACCCAAGCCAAUGGCAAGUGGGAGGCCCUUAUUGGUUCUACACACAUACUCACCCCCACCAAGUACCUAAAGGAACUACAACACCCAGAUUUCCUGGACCCCAACGCCCUGCCUGAGGGGGCGGAGACUGAGGAGCCGCCAGCAAAUUGA
This is a messenger RNA of Lampris incognitus (smalleye Pacific opah), 3195 nucleotides long. RefSeq names its product syntaxin-binding protein 1-like. Gene Ontology annotation, molecular function: syntaxin binding; nucleic acid binding. The record is from RefSeq and is a predicted model, not a curated record. Gene Ontology annotation, biological process: vesicle-mediated transport; intracellular protein transport; neurotransmitter secretion. Lineage: Eukaryota; Metazoa; Chordata; Actinopteri; Lampriformes; Lampridae. Bases 1 to 3195 code for a protein of 1064 amino acids. Gene Ontology annotation, cellular component: secretory granule; plasma membrane. The transcript is spliced from 22 exons.